Aspergillus costaricaensis CBS 115574 is the source of this 456-nucleotide messenger RNA. RefSeq lists its product as uncharacterized. The coding region runs from base 1 to 456 and encodes 151 amino acids. The transcript has 2 exons. NCBI's taxonomy places the organism in Eukaryota, Fungi, Ascomycota, Eurotiomycetes, Eurotiales, Aspergillaceae. The record is from RefSeq and is a predicted model, not a curated record.
AUGAAUUGUCAUAACAAUGUCUCUGAAGGAAUGACCAUUUCUGGAGGUUGGACAUACGUCACGCAUUUCGGUGAUCAAGCUGUAUCCCGACUCAGUUACCUGCCAGCUCCGACUUACCAAAUUGCGCAAGAGCUUGGGACCUAUGCGUGUAACAAACCAGGACCAAUUCUCAACGGGGACAAUGCUACAGCCGUAAUGACCAUCCGCGAGUGUCCAAGCUUGGAAAGUCCAGAGAUCGAGCUGCCGUGCAAGAGCAACACAGACACAGAAUUCCUCACACUCGAGCACGCAGAGGCGAGUUACACCGAUCGUAUCAGAGGUGCACACAUCCCAGCCCCAGACUCAGCAUCAGUACCCGCUCCAACGUUGACCAUCCCAGGGUGGAGGCUCAGACCUGUACCACGACCCAAGGCAGGCCACCGUCUAUAUCCUGGUCAUUCAGACCGUCCCACCUAG